Messenger RNA from Aphanomyces invadans, 162 nucleotides. RefSeq lists its product as hypothetical. The transcript has 2 exons. The record is from RefSeq and is a predicted model, not a curated record. The annotation marks the transcript as partial. Lineage: Eukaryota; Oomycota; Saprolegniomycetes; Saprolegniales; Verrucalvaceae.
GUCAAACGUAAGUUCUACGUGUACGAAGACGAAGAAGUCGCCAAACGCGCAGUCAAGUCGAAGAGCCAUACUACGAAAGUCAUGUUCCUCGCGGCGAUUGCAAGGCCACGCUUCGACCACCACGCGAAGAAGACCUCUGACGGCAAGACGGUGUGCGCAUAG